AUGGACGAGCUGUCCAAGUCCAGGACGCUGGAAAAGCUGAAAAGGACGACGGUCGUUCCACCAGUUCUCGGCUCGUAUCUGAAGAAUUUCAAUCUUGCAGAAAGGUACGCCGAUUUGGAAGCACUGUCACCAACGGACUACUACGGUAACCAGCUUAAGAUACGCGCCAACAAUGCGCAGUACAACAUACGUGGCGUCAAGCGAUCUACGGGACGGGGCAACGUUGCCUUGGCCGGUGGCGAUGCCAACUGGGCCAUGAACAUGGUUCACGUGUACGCUGGACUAUUGCGACUGCCCUUUUACUCCACUGAUGUGCCCCUCGCGAUCAAGUACGGUGGUUUGGGAAGUGCUACUGGGCGACUGUUGGCGCUACUGUUCACCGGCAAGAAUGUGAUGAAAGAUGUUCUAGGCUCUACCUCGCACUGGUGGACCGGAGGUGUGUACCAAGAGUACAAAAAGAGGGCAAUGUGUUUCGCUCAGCAAGCCAAUCCCGACGCUGCUUUGGGGGAAGAGGCUGACUUCCUAGUCGACUACCUUGGAGCACGCGUAGCACUGGACGCCCUCCUUUACGCCAUGGCCGACCGUAAGACUCGCCUCUUGAUACCCGGCAUCGCACUGAGUGAUGAGCAACUCUUCUUCAUUACGUACUGCCACGUAAUGUGUGCCAGCGUUGAGUUCGAAGGAAAACUAAUGCUACCCGAAAGAGCGCUUAAACGCUGCAACGGGGCCGUCAUGAAUAUGCCAGAGUUCGGCAGAGCGUUCAAUUGUACGCAUGGCAAGGUCGACAAAGAGGCGAUUCUCAACCCCGCAUAUAAAUGCUCCCUCUACUGA
Rhipicephalus sanguineus (brown dog tick) is the source of this 831-nucleotide messenger RNA. Its product is annotated as neprilysin-3. The transcript has a single exon. The record is from RefSeq and is a predicted model, not a curated record. The coding region runs from base 1 to 831 and encodes 276 amino acids. Gene Ontology annotation, molecular function: metalloendopeptidase activity. Gene Ontology annotation, cellular component: plasma membrane. Gene Ontology annotation, biological process: protein processing. Lineage: Eukaryota; Metazoa; Arthropoda; Arachnida; Ixodida; Ixodidae.